Molecule: messenger RNA, 1746 nt
Organism: Neltuma alba
Lineage: Eukaryota; Viridiplantae; Streptophyta; Magnoliopsida; Fabales; Fabaceae
Product: BTB/POZ and MATH domain-containing protein 2
Exons: 4
Coding region: 225-1457 (410 amino acids)
Biological process (GO): protein ubiquitination
Molecular function (GO): protein binding
Source: RefSeq, a predicted model, not a curated record
GAGGAACCCUAGAUUUUCUCGUUAAGCUCUCUCUCAUUUACUCUAGAGCUGACCCCAAUUCUAGCUUCUAAAUCCUCGAGUCCAAUUCUCACCCGAAUUCGCGCAUAGAUCCUAGAUCGUUACCCCAAUUCCUUUCCAAUUUUCCUACCCUCCUAUCGGGCUUUACAUCUGGAAUUUUCCUCCGGAAAUUAAGACAUUGUUGAUUCAAUUAUCGUGGCUUGCGCAUGGGUAAGGUUCUCCGAGAAACCUCGAGGCCAUCCUCCAAUUCUUCAUCCCCAUCCCCGUCUUCUCCACCUGCAACAACCUCAUCCACGUCGAUCACCGAGACUGUAAGGGGUUCUCAUCAGUUCAAGAUCACGGGUUAUUCGUUGUCAAAAGGAAUUGGGAUUGGGAAAUACAUAGCAUCUGACACGUUCUCGGUCGGUGGGUAUGAGUGGGCGAUCUACUUCUAUCCUGAUGGGAAGAGCGUCGAAGACAAUGCUACCUACGUAUCGCUGUUUAUCGCGCUGGCCAGUGAAGGCACAGACGUUAGGGCUCUUUUUGAGUUGACACUUUUAGAUCAGAGUGGGAAAGAGAGGCACAAGGUACAUAGUCAUUUUGAGAGAACGCUCGAAAGCGGACCGUACACCUUAAAAUACCGUGGUAGCAUGUGGGGUUACAAGCGGUUUUUUAAAAGAACAGCUCUUGAGACGUCAGACUACCUUCAAGAUGAUUGCCUCUGCGUUAACUGUAGUGUUGGUGUAGUGAGGUCACACACGGAGGGCCCCAAGAUCUACUCCAUAGCAAUACCAUCUUCUAACAUUGGACAGCAAUUUGGGCAGCUAUUGGAACACGGAAAAGGAAGUGAUGUGAGUUUUGAAGUUAAUGGAGAGGUUUUUGCUGCUCAUAAAUUGGUACUAGCAGCUCGUUCACCCGUAUUCAGAGCCCAACUUUUUGGUCCUAUGAAAGAUCAAAAUACUCGGUGUAUAAAAGUUGAGGACAUGGAAGCUCCCGUUUUUAAGGCAUUACUUCAUUUCAUAUACUGGGACUCACUGCCUGACCUGCAAGAGCUUACUGGCUUGAACUCAAAAUGGGCAACUACGUUGAUGGCUCAGCAUCUGCUGGCUGCGGCUGAUCGGUAUGGUUUAGAGAGGCUUAGGCUGAUGUGUGAAGCCAGCCUUUGUGAAGAUGUUGCAAUAAACACUGUGGCCACAACUCUAGCUUUGGCUGAGCAUCACCAUUGUUUCCAGCUGAAAGCAGUCUGUCUCAAAUUCAUUGCAAUGCCUGAAAAUCUACGAGCUGUGAUGCAAACUGACGGUUUUGACUACUUAAAGGAAAGUUGCCCAUCUGUUCUGACCGAGCUAUUGGAGUACGUGGCUAGAUUUACGGAGCAUUCAGACUUCAUGUGCAAGCAUAGGAGUGAGGCAAUUCUUGAUGGCAGCGACAUAAAUGGUCGACGGGUGAAGCAAAGACUAUAGUAUGAUUGUGAACGCUAAAUAUCUAUCUGUACACCCUCUCCUCUCCGAUAAAAGAGAGAGAGAGAGAGCCAUAGAUAGAGAUAUAUGAUAAGCUCUUGUAGGAUUAGGGGCAAUUUUUAAUUUUUUCUAUGUCUGUCUGUAUUUUUUUUAACGCCUAGGAGAUGUAAAUGUAGUUUGUUUUGGUGGUGUUGUUGGUAUGCUUCAUCUGUAAUAUGCUUAGUUUUCUUUCUACUCUAACAUUUGUCUUUUGUUAUUUUUCUUUUAUUGGAGCCAACUCUGUUGCUGAUUA